AUGGGCGACUCGCUGGUUACAACAGGGGGUAUUUCAGAUCCCGCCCUGAUCAAACUUGUGAACAGACUGCAAGAUGUCUUUUCCACCGUCGGCGUCAACAACCCUAUCGAUUUACCGCAAAUAGUCGUCGUCGGAAGUCAAUCUAGCGGUAAAAGUUCCGUGCUUGAGAACAUCGUCGGUCGAGACUUUUUACCUCGAGGUUCUGGUAUCGUAACAAGACGACCCCUCAUCCUACAACUUAUCAACCGACCUGCUACCGCCCAAACGAACGGAGUCAACGAGGAUGUCGAUAGCUCUACGGAUAAGGCAGCCAACGCGGACGAGUGGGGCGAGUUUCUGCACAUUCCCGGGCAGAAGUUCUACGACUUUAACAAGAUUCGAGAUGAAAUCAGCAGGGAGACCGAGGCCAAAGUUGGUCGCAACGCCGGCAUUUCUGCCGCGCCGAUUAAUCUAAGGGUCUACUCCCCUAACGUCCUGACUUUAACCUUGGUCGAUUUGCCUGGUCUAACGAAGGUCCCCGUAGGAGACCAACCGAGGGAUAUCGAGCGGCAAAUCAAAGACAUGGUUCUGAAAUACAUCCAAAAGUCAAAUGCUAUCAUCUUAGCUGUUACCUCCGCCAAUAUUGAUUUGGCGAAUUCAGACGGUCUCAAGCUUGCCCGGGAAGUCGAUCCCGAAGGACAGAGAACAAUCGGUGUCUUAACGAAGGUGGAUCUGAUGGACGAGGGUACAGAUGUUGUUGAUAUCCUUGCUGGGCGCGUUAUCCCGCUCCGACUUGGAUACGUGCCUGUUGUGAACAGAGGUCAAAGGGAUAUCGACAACAAGAAGCCCAUUUCAGCAUCCCUCGAAGCGGAGAAGAACUUCUUCGAGAACCAUAAGGCCUAUCGGAACAAGAGCUCAUACUGCGGUACCCCGUACCUGGCGAGAAAGCUCAACUUGAUUUUGAUGAUGCAUAUCAAGCAGACUCUGCCUGAUAUUAAAGCGAGAAUUGCCAGUUCGCUACAAAAGUACUCGGCGGAGCUCGAUAGUCUAGGCCCGUCAAUGCUGGGCAAUAGUGCGAAUAUUGUUCUUAACAUUAUAACCGAAUUUACGAACGAAUGGCGAACCGUUUUGGAAGGUAACAAUGGCGAGCUGUCCAGCACGGAACUUUCUGGCGGUGCCCGAAUCAGCUUCGUGUUCCACGAAUUAUAUUCCAACGGUGUCAAGGCGGUCGAUCCGUUUGAUGUUGUGAAAGAUGUCGAUAUCAGAACGAUACUAUACAACUCAUCUGGUUCUUCCCCGGCGCUCUUUGUCGGAACUACCGCCUUCGAAGUCAUCGUCAAGCAGCAAAUCAAGCGGCUAGAAGAGCCUAGUCUCAAAUGUGUUUCGCUCGUUUACGACGAACUUGUACGCAUUUUGUCACAGCUUCUUACUAAGGCACUGUACAGGAGAUACCCGCAGCUCAAGGAAAAGUUCCACAGUGUUGUUAUCGGCUUCUUUAAGAAGGCUAUGGAGCCCACCAAUAAGCUUGUGAAGGAUCUUGUCGCCAUGGAGUCUUGUUACAUCAACACGGCCCACCCUGACUUCCUUAACGGUCACCGAGCAAUGGCCAUCGUGAACGAGCGGUAUAACGGCGCAAAGCCCGUUCAAGUCGAUCCCAAGACUGGCAAGCCUCUACCAGCAUCGGCUACACCAGCGCGUUCUGCUAGCCCCUCGUUGGAUAGCCUCGAUAACAACACGGGCUUCUUUGGCAGUUUCUUUGCCGCCAAGAACAAAAAGAAGGCCGCUGCCAUGGAGGCUCCUCCUCCAACAUUGAAGGCAUCCGGAACUCUUUCAGAGAGAGAAAACAUCGAGGUUGAAGUUAUUAAGCUACUCAUUGCUUCGUAUUUCAACAUUGUCAAGCGGACGAUGAUCGACAUGGUCCCCAAGGCUAUCAUGCUGAACCUUGUCCAAUUUACAAAGGAGGAAAUGCAACGAGAGCUCUUGGAGAAUAUGUACCGAAACGAUACCCUGGAUGACCUACUGAAGGAAAGUGACUACACCAUCCGCCGGCGGAAGGAGUGCCAGCAAAUGGUCGAGUCCCUCGGCAAGGCCAGCGAGAUCGUCAGCCAGGUCCAGUAAUGUUAAGGAUCAUGCCGCGGGAUAUCGAAUAACUACUUUCUUGUCGGUCAGUUAGAAUGACUAUGGUCCCGGCUAGGCGCGACGUACCGAGCUACCACCGGAGCGUUGUCUUUAUUAUUAGUAGUGGUCGGGUUUUCGUCGAGUGUAUGCCUUUCCUCUCUUCCUCCCCCCCUUUUUCAUAUAACAUUAGUCACGUCACGUCAUGUCAUACCCCAACCCAAAACCCCUUUUAGACAAACGCAACGUUCCUCGGUAGAUGUGAUGAGAAAUGGGCAUUCCAA
Daldinia caldariorum is the source of this 2378-nucleotide messenger RNA. Its product is annotated as vacuolar sorting protein 1. Gene Ontology annotation, biological process: peroxisome organization. The coding region runs from base 1 to 2097 and encodes 698 amino acids. The transcript is spliced from 5 exons. NCBI's taxonomy places the organism in Eukaryota, Fungi, Ascomycota, Sordariomycetes, Xylariales, Hypoxylaceae. The record is from RefSeq and is a predicted model, not a curated record. Gene Ontology annotation, cellular component: peroxisome; cytoplasm; microtubule. Gene Ontology annotation, molecular function: GTPase activity; GTP binding; microtubule binding.